Pectinophora gossypiella (pink bollworm) is the source of this 1941-nucleotide messenger RNA. Its product is annotated as zinc finger protein 700-like. Gene Ontology annotation, biological process: regulation of DNA-templated transcription. Gene Ontology annotation, cellular component: nucleus. The transcript has 2 exons. Gene Ontology annotation, molecular function: RNA polymerase II cis-regulatory region sequence-specific DNA binding; zinc ion binding; DNA-binding transcription factor activity, RNA polymerase II-specific. The record is from RefSeq and is a predicted model, not a curated record. NCBI's taxonomy places the organism in Eukaryota, Metazoa, Arthropoda, Insecta, Lepidoptera, Gelechiidae. Bases 102 to 1304 code for a protein of 400 amino acids.
GCUGCCAACUGCUUUGUUAUUUAUUAUGUCAGAUUGUUGUAAUGUUGUGUAUUGUGACUUUCGCUGUUUUUUAGUUAAUUAUCCUAGAAAUUGUAAUAACCAUGAGCUUUAAAGACCGCUGCCGAACUUGCCUAGGCAAAAGCAACGAAAUGCGCCAUGUUCAUGCAUCAAUAAUCAUAUCUGAACAAGAGAUACGUUUGUCUGAUAUAUUGUAUAAUUUCUACAGUUAUCAGGUCUCACAAGAACCAGAUUAUCCAGAAAAUAUUUGUAUCAACUGUGUUCACCAAUUGACUUUAACUCACGCGUUCAAAACACUUAUAGAAACUAGUGCCAACACUUUAGCAGGCAAUACUCCUAUAGAAACCAACAGCGACAAUAAUGAUUGCCCUGCUGACUAUGAAAUGGAGUAUAAACCAGAUACCGAUUCCAAAAUUGACAUACAAUACGACACUCUACAACCAUCUCCCAUAGAAACAUACCAACCCAAAUCAUUACCAAAAUCUUACAAACUCAAACCCAUAGUGCCUGUGAAACGAGACAGACGUAGAAUGAUAAUAAAAAGAGUGAGUAACAUAGAAAGGCAACUCUAUUGUGUUGAAUGUAAAGCUGAAUUUAAUUGUAACAAGUCUCUUAUGGACCACUGUACUGACAAUCACCCUGUAAGAUCUACAACGGGCAGAGAUUGCCAAUAUUGCGAAGAAAAAUUUGAAGACUUCAAAGAACUAGUUAUACAUCGCAAACUCCACUUAAAACCUUAUUUAUGUAUGACAUGCUGGAGUGGAUUUUAUACAGAAAAUGAAUAUACAACGCACAAAUGUCAACCGAAUCAGAAUAGAAGACGAAAGGAUACUGAAAAAGUUUUACAGCAAUGUGACCAAUGUGGCAAGUCCUACCCGCCAGGGUAUAUUAAGGUUCACAUGAUGACUCAUGGCAAUGAACUCAAAUACAGUUGUAAAUAUUGUCCGAAGAAGUUCAAAGUGGCUAAUGGACUUAAUUCGCACAUUCUUUGGAAUCAUAAGAGAACUCGCGAUCAUAAAUGCGACGUUUGCGGUGCUACAUUCAUUUCAGCCAGUGCAAGAAGCACACAUAUACGUAAAAACCAUUUAAAGGAGAAAAAAUACGGAUGUGAAAGUUGUGCCAAACGUUUCUUCUCGAAAUCUGAAUUGCAACGUCAUAUGUUGACACAUACGGGUGUGAAAAACUUCCACUGCCAUCUGUGUGAUAAAUCUUACCAAACUAGAUAUGGAUUGAAUGUUCAUUUGAAAUCACAUGCACAUUUGAGCAUAAAUGUACUUGGUUUAUAAAUAAUUAAAAAAUAAAACAAAUUGAUCUCAUGAUAUUCAAUGAAAAAUUAUUAAGAUGUCUCUGAUUACUUGUGGUUUUGCCCAAACAAAAGAGAAGGAUAGGGUGACUUUGGUAGAUACAAUAUUUACACUUCUCAUCAAAAAGUUACAAGAACACAAAUACAAGAAGUUAAAGUUAGGGAAACAAAAAACACCUUUACAGCGUCUAUUACAGAGUUUUUAUUUCUUAAAGUUCCUAAUUCAAAUUUUAAAUUUCUUCUUCUAAUUAAUUCUUUUGUUGAACUAAAAUUUGCAUGUGUUACUUUUUUAAUGAGCAGUGUAGGUAUGUUGUAGCUUUUAAAAAACCGACUAAGAUUUGAAGAAUGGUGAUUUUUUAUCCUAAAUAAUGAUAAAAACAGUCCCAGUUCUUAAAGAGACAAUUAUAGUUUAAAAGUACUUGAAUAGUUAUUAGUUACAUUGUUUUUUCUAUUCUCCACACUAAAAGGGUCAUCAGAAGUUAUCUGUAAACACAGAUUAUGGAACUAACUUUAAUUAAUGACUAGAUUAUUUAUGAUUAAUGACUGUUAAUAGAUUAUUCGCUCCCAAUACGCAUUUUAGAUGUGUACAAAAAUGGUCAAAUAUAAUUUAAAGAAAUUAC